This is a messenger RNA of Cooperia oncophora, 411 nucleotides long. NCBI's taxonomy places the organism in Eukaryota, Metazoa, Nematoda, Chromadorea, Rhabditida, Trichostrongylidae. The record is from the annotation of a GenBank genome assembly.
AUGUCGGACAUAAAUAUAAAAUGCCUGGAUCAGAAUCAAUCAAAAGAGAGAGGGGGCAUGACUGAUGUGCUGAGCUCGCCGGCAAUCAAGUCGGGUAAUGUGUUGGCACUUCUGAAUACACUUUACACGUCAGGAUUCGCUUCACCGUCACCAAGCACUCCAAUGCUUAAAGGAAGGACAAUGCACACGCUGUACGCUGUGUCUUUUAUAAUAUAUGUUUCGAAUUGUAUGUGUGAUUGGUUCCACGUAUGGGCAACACUAAAGAGUCUGUUGUUCUUUGAGAAGAAGGUUCUGCUGGUCCCGGUUCUUUGCAUGGAGAAUGCCUUUGCACACCGCCUUGACGUAACGCCCUAUCGUAGUGGAUUCACUUUGAUAUGGGAAGCACUUGUUGACUGGAUACAGGUAACGUAA